AUGGCUGUGAAAUGGCUGGCCGUCAGCGAAUUGUUUUCACACGUCAUAAGCAUUCAGGAAACACGACCGCAAGACGUCUCCGGUCAAAACGAAAUGGUGACGGAAAUUGAAAUCAAAAUGCCUGAGAAAAAAUUUAAGUCGUUCAACGAAACAUUCCCACAUUGUGCAUUUGCUUUGGCCAUAGCACUUAUUUAUCCAAAUCGAACAAACGCCAGAAAGCGAAUGAUGUUAUUUGGUUUUGUUACGCUCAUCAAUUCCGUUGUUCUAUUCUGGUUCUUGUUAUAUUUGGCUAAAUGCAUAUACACGUUGGAUAUGUACAACCUCUCGAGAAACGUCACUAUAGGGAUACUUGCAUCACUAUUCUUUUUUAAAUCAUUUUACGUAAAUUGGAAAACAAAAAUAUUCGGCCAACUAUUAGAAAAGAUUUCCGACGAUUUACUUAAAGGCAAUGAUAUGGAUGAAGAUUAUCAAGAGAUAUAUGAACAUUACAUAAAGCUGGGUAAACUAGGGCAAACGUGUUGGAUAAUAAUACCGAUUUUAUUGAGUUCACAGUUUCCAAUAUAUGCGGGGGCUUGCAUGAUUUACGAAAGUUUAAAAAGCGAUGUCGGAAAGAAGUAUAUGAUACACGAAAUGGAACUGAAAUUCAUUGAAGAUAAACAAUACGAUUCGCCUUAUUUCGAAUUAAUGUUUGCGUACAAUCUCGUACAAUGCGUCGUUUUGUCUCCAAACUUUGCUGGUUUCGAUGGAUCAUUUUGCAUCGCUACAAAUCAUUUACGCCUCAAGUUAAAACUAUACGCACAUAAAGUUAACAACGCUUUUAAAAAUGCCAGAUCCAGAGAUGAAUUGGAGUUAAUAAUAAAAGAAGCUAUCAGAGAUAAUCAAGAAGCAUUAAUAUUUUACAAUGAUCUGCAGGAGGUCUAUGGGGGGUGGCUUUUCACGGUUUUCCUGUUCACAUCGCUUCUUAUAUCAAUGAAUUUAUACCAAAUAUAUUUAAGUCGGCGCAUCGAUCCCAAGUAUACUAUAUUUGCUUUGAGCGGAGUCAUUCAUAUGUUUACACCGUGUUAUUUUUCAAGUAACUUGAUAAAGACUAGUGAGGAACUAAGUUGGGACCUGUAUAACUCAGCUUGGGAAGCAUGGGCUGACCCCGCUGUGACAAAACUCUUGAUAUUCAUGAUCGCAAAAUCGCAACAAACUCUUAUCCUAACUGGAAAGGGCAUGGUUUAUUUCAACAUGCAAUUAUUUAUAUCUGUCUUGCAAACCUCUUAUUCAUUCUUCACUCUUAUUUCGAGUUAA
Molecule: messenger RNA, 1293 nt
Organism: Nymphalis io (European peacock)
Lineage: Eukaryota; Metazoa; Arthropoda; Insecta; Lepidoptera; Nymphalidae
Product: odorant receptor 85c-like
Exons: 3
Coding region: 1-1293 (430 amino acids)
Biological process (GO): detection of chemical stimulus involved in sensory perception of smell; sensory perception of smell
Cellular component (GO): plasma membrane
Molecular function (GO): olfactory receptor activity; odorant binding
Source: RefSeq, a predicted model, not a curated record